This is a messenger RNA of Cricetulus griseus (Chinese hamster), 2132 nucleotides long. The record is from RefSeq and is a predicted model, not a curated record. Lineage: Eukaryota; Metazoa; Chordata; Mammalia; Rodentia; Cricetidae.
AUGGCGCUCAACAAUUUUCUCUUCGCCCAGUGCGUCUGCUACUUUCUGGCCUUCCUGUUCAGCUUCGUGGUGGUGGUGCCGCUGUCCGAGAACGGCCACGACUUUCGCGGCCGCUGCCUGCUCUUUACCGAGGGUAUGUGGCUGAGCGCCAACCUGACCGUGCAAGGGCGGGAGCGCUUCACCGUGCAGGAGUGGGGCCCGCCGGCCGCCUGCCGCUUCAGCCUGCUCGCCAGCCUCCUGUCGCUGCUGCUGGCUGCUGCGCACGCAUGGCGCACGCUCUUCUUCCUCUGCAAGGGCCAUGAGGGCUCCUUCUUCUAUGCCUUCCUGAACCUGCUGGUCAGUGCCUUUGUGGUCUUCCUGGUCUUCAUUGCCAGCACCAUCGUGAGUGUGGGCUUUACCAUGUGGUGUGACACCAUCACAGAGAAGGGCACGGCACGCUACAGCUGCGAGGAGUUCCAGGACGUAGACUUGGAGCUGAAUGUAGACAACUCGGCCUUCUACCGCCAGUUUGCUGUCGCCCAGUUUGGUCUGUGGGCCUCGUGGCUGGGCUGGCAGGGGGUNACCACCCUGGCGUUCCUGAAGGUUUACCACAACUACCGCCAGGAAGACCUGUUGGACAGCCUGGUUCAUGAGAAGGAGCUGCUGCUGGCCAGGCCAGCCUCCCGCACCUCCUUCCAGGGGGAGAAGAGUGCUGUCAUCUAGGCUGUGCAAGGGUGGCCCCCUUUCCCAAGUUUUGCACUGGGGCUGGGGCCCCACCCAGGCUGGCCAAGGCAUGUGCCACUUGGCCCCGCCCACCAAGAGCAGAGCAUUUGUGUUCCCAUGGAGAGCCUAACAGUGAUGAUACAGAGACCCAGAGACUUGGGGAUGGGGUGCUGGCUUCCUGCCCUGGCCUUGGUUAGUGUGACCCAUACUCCGCCUCUGUGUGACCAUUUGCCCAUAUAUGUGAGCGUGUGUGAGGAUGGGAAUAGGACUGCAGAGCAGAGGUUAGUGCUGGGUUAGCGGCCUUUUGGCACCGCCACAGGCUCCAGCACCCAAGUCCCUGCCCUCCCAGAGGGGGCUGCCUUUCAUCCCAUAGCAUCUUCAGCUGAGGUCCCCAGGAGAUACACGCCCUCCCCAUAGCAGCAGGGCUGGGCUCUGUCCUCUGCACGUGAGGAUGUGUGGCGCUGCUUGCUGUGGUAGGAGAGUCCCACCCCUCCCUUUGCGGCUCUCUAGGUGGCAUGGUCCUCUGUACUCCAGGGGUGGGGCCCCCAUGGUGGAAGAGGCCCAGCCCAUCUGGAUCUCAGUGAGUGCAUUUAGUGGCCCUGGCCCCCAUUUAGUCUGAGGUUGUGCUCCAGCCCUGUCUACCAACAGUGGCUGGUGUGUUUCCAGGGAGAAGGUGUGGGCCCAGGCUCACUGUGAGGGCCUGAGGGGGAUCACUCAGGCCCUAAGAAUUGAAGCCAGCAAGGAUGGUCAGGGUGCUGGGCAAGGGGGAUGCCCUGUCUGGGGAGAUGAGGGUCAGGCCGACUGACACUCCCGCCUUCUUUGGGGGCUUUGCUGGUGGCUUGGCUGAGCUCCCAGGAGGACGUGUGGAGGCUGGAGAACUGUUUUGAGGUCUCCAGAUUGACCCGGUCUCUUUUCCAGACUGUCGCACCAGCCCCCAUCCGUGGGACAUGGGAACACUGUGUAGUCCAGAGACCCCUCUUUUGUCUCCCUAGGACCAGCUCCUUCCUCAUCCUCUGCCUCACAGCCCCUAAGGCUAAGCCACUUAGUACCUGAAGGAACAGGGGGCGGGCAGGGGCCUCUGGGACCUAGGAUCUGCCUCAGGUGUAGGUCUGCCAUUGGCAGCUGCCUCUUGGGGAUUCUGGGAGUUGGUCUGGGACCUGGUCAAAUCUAGAGGGACCUUGAUUCACCUUCAGAUGCCUAGACUUGUCCCCAGAUGGCAAUGUCCUUGGGACUCCUGGGGAAGGGCCUCUGGCCUACAAGUGUUGGCAGGACUUUGUUGGACCCUGGGAAGGGGUGUCUGUCUCCGGGUGGAUGUCAAGAGGCAGGCAGAGGCUGCAGAGUGGUCCCCAGGUUGCCCCAAGAUGCCUCUGCUCCUCCCCAGCUUGUUUUAAGGCAGCCCCUGUGUCCAUCUUCCUGGUGAAGCUGAUGGU